Messenger RNA from Schizosaccharomyces cryophilus OY26, 543 nucleotides. RefSeq names its product oligosaccharyltransferase epsilon subunit. The transcript has 2 exons. Gene Ontology annotation, biological process: protein N-linked glycosylation. Bases 16 to 378 code for a protein of 120 amino acids. NCBI's taxonomy places the organism in Eukaryota, Fungi, Ascomycota, Schizosaccharomycetes, Schizosaccharomycetales, Schizosaccharomycetaceae. The record is from RefSeq and is a predicted model, not a curated record. Gene Ontology annotation, cellular component: oligosaccharyltransferase complex; membrane.
UUCCCCAAAACCAAUAUGGCACCAAAAGUAACUAAUGCUUCUUCUCUGGAUGCUUUCUUUGCCUCUUACAACAAAAAAACAAAUUCUUCCUUAAAAAUCAUUGACUCUUUCUUGGCUUUUCUCGUUGUUCUGGGUGGAUUGCAAUUCAUCUAUGCUGUUCUCGUAGGAACCUAUCCUUUCAACUCGUUUCUCUCUGGAUUUAUUAGUUGUGUCGGUCAAUUUGUAAUAACUGUCGGGUUCCGUAUGAGUUUGACUACUCAAGAUGAAAAGGAUGAAAAGUCCAAGUGGUCUCCUUUUACCUCAAAUAAACGCGCCUUUCUAGAGUUUUGUUUCUCAAGUCUUGUCCUACAUUUCUUUGCCGUCAAUUUCCUCGGUUAAAAUCCCCAAGCUCUCAACAAUUGCUUUCUUCUUAAAUGAAAAGGUUGACGCCCUACGAAUUUAUUUGCUACGGUCAUUAGAUGCAUGUACUACUAUUCUACUUGUGAAAAGACAAACUUAAUGUAAUGAAAUAUUUUUUUUAAUUUCAUCUUAUGAACAAAAAUC